This is a messenger RNA of Alternaria burnsii, 792 nucleotides long. RefSeq lists its product as uncharacterized. The record is from RefSeq and is a predicted model, not a curated record. Gene Ontology annotation, molecular function: lyase activity. The transcript is spliced from 2 exons. Lineage: Eukaryota; Fungi; Ascomycota; Dothideomycetes; Pleosporales; Pleosporaceae. Bases 1 to 792 code for a protein of 263 amino acids.
AUGGCGUUCGAGAUAUCCCAAAAAUGGUCAUCCUACCACCUAAUACCUCAAUCCGUUGACGUUGCCCUGAACCCCCCAGAAUCCUACUUCUUCAUAACCGACUUCCUGAUCAUAGCUUGCGGUAUCCUCUAUACGCUGUGCUAUAUGUUUUACACCAUCCGGACCUAUUCAGACCGCUACCUAGCUGGAACUGUACAAUUUCUUUCCGCGACUAUGGCAUAUGAGAUCUACUACGCAUAUGUGUGUACCACGACGAAUUUCCAACGGGCCUGCUUCUUUGUGUGGUUCUUAUUUGACAUCACGUUCGUCACGGUGGCGCUUAAGCAUGCGUAUAAGCCUGAGGAAAGGAGAAAGACUGUGGUGAAGUUGCUGUGGCAGGUGCCAGCUUGGAUGGCAUUCUUGUGGUGGGUUGGCACAGUGUGGCCGGAUGAGAGGGAACAGAAGACGGCGUUCUUUACUGGGUUGUAUCUGGAGCUGCCGAUCGGGUGGGGACAGAUCUUGUAUCUGGUUCAACGGCAGGAUACUAAAGGGCAGAGCUUGGAGAUUUGGAUCACACGAUACCUCGGAUGCAUCACGGCGUUCUUGGUGUUCAUCUGGAGAUACGUCAAUGUACCAGAAAAUUGGUCCUACGUCGGAAACUGGUGGAGCAUUGGCGGCAUGAUCGUUACGCUCUUGCCAGAGACGGUGUACCCCUUCUUUUACGUUUGGGCCCAUAAGAAAGAGAGAGAAAACGCUGAGAGAAAAAAAUUGGUUGACGAUGAAAAGAUGAAAGCUGGCGACAGCAGAGAGUAA